Molecule: messenger RNA, 1659 nt
Organism: Hippopotamus amphibius kiboko
Lineage: Eukaryota; Metazoa; Chordata; Mammalia; Artiodactyla; Hippopotamidae
Gene: FRMD1
Product: FERM domain containing 1
Exons: 12
Coding region: 1-1659 (552 amino acids)
Biological process (GO): positive regulation of hippo signaling
Cellular component (GO): cytoskeleton; cytoplasmic side of apical plasma membrane
Source: RefSeq, a predicted model, not a curated record
AUGACCUCAGAGCACAGGGAUGUCCUGGUGCUUCUGCCCACGCGGGAGCGGCUGCGGCUGGUCGUGGGGGUGCAGGCCACUGGGCACGCGCUCUUCCAGCAGGUGUGCGACCUGACCGGCCUCAGAGAAGCCCACGUCUUUGGCCUCAGCGUGGUCAGAAACAAUGAGUACGUCUUCAUGGACUUGGAGCAGAAGCUCAGUACAUACUUCUCGAAGGACUGGAAGAGAGAAACGCAGAGGGGAGGCGGCAGGCCGGGCGCCCCCUUCGUGGCCUUCCUCGGGGUGCAGUACUACGUGGAAGACGGAAGGCUCCUCAGGGACAGGACGGCCAGGCACCUGUACUACUGCCACCUGAAGGAACGGGUGCUGCGGUCCCAGUGCGCCCACCGGGAGGAGGCCUACUUCCUGCUGGCCGCCUACGGGCUGCAGGCCGACCUGGGCAACCACCGAGAGCCGGCGCACACGGGGCGCUACUUCGAGCCGCAGGCCUACUUCCCGCAGUGGAUCGUCACCGGGAGGGGCAGCGCCUACAUCCUCAGGCACGCGCCCGCCCUGCACCGCGAGCAGCGCGGCUUGAGCCCCAAGGAGGCCGCGCUGUGCUUCAUCCGGGAGGCCUGCCGGCUGGAGGACGUGCCCGUCCACUUCUUCAGGCUGUACAAGGUCCAGCCGCGGGGACCUCCGGAUAAGACGGAGCGCCGACCCACCAUGGUCCUGGGACUGACCCUCGGGGGCGUGCAGGUCUACCAGGAGGUGAACCACAGUCCGCAGCUGCUCUACGACUUCCCCUGGCCCCACGUGGGGAAGCUGGUCUUCCUGGGGAAGAAGUUCGAGCUCUGGCCAGACGGGCUGCCCGCGGCCCGGAAGCUGGUGUACCGCACGGGCUGCCCCUGGCGCUCCCGCCACCUGCUGCGCCUGCUCAGCAGCACCCACCAGCUGCACCUGCGCCUGCAGCCCGCGCUGCGCCGCCUGCGGCAGCGGGAGGAGGCCGAAGAGAAGAAGUGCUACCGGGAGUCCUGCGUCCGUGAUGGGCUGGACCUGGACCUGGACCCGGACCUGGAUCCGGACCCGGCUGGCAGGGUGUCCCCCGGCUCCCCCAGCGGCGGGGACAGUGGGGACAGAGACCAGCGCCCCCCGCGCCGCGUCUCGCUUCUCUCGGCCGGCAGCCACCGCAGCUCCCGCUCUUCGGGCAUCGAGGCCGACCCCUGGCUGGUGGGGCCGGCGGAGCCAGGGGAGAUGUCGGUGGACGAGCCCAUCGGGGCCGAGGCUCUCCACGGGGAGGACCCACCCUGUGGCUCCGGCACCAGCCGGAGCCGCCGUGGCACCGUUGGUGGCGGCAGAGGUGGCCCUGAGGACAAUACCCGGGACCAGGGGGAUGCCGCUCCCCAGCAGCCUGUGGCCGUGGUGCGCGUCACACUGGUCAGCAUGAAGGGCCUGAGCGCUGCGGCCCUGCACCAGACCCCGGAGGCCCAGGCGGCAGCCGGCCCCGCGGCCUCGCACCGCCGCAGCCUGGACGACGUGCGCCCCGCGCCCGCCCCGCGCCCCGCGCCCCGCAGCUGCCCCCCGGGCCGCGCGCCGCACCCCCGGCCGAGGAGGUCCAUGAACAGCCUCUGCCUGGACCUGCUCGGCGAGGACCAGCUCCCGGAGGAGUUUGUGGUGUAG